GGUUUCCGGUGUUAUGGUGACCACACGACAACAGCAUCGGUCCAGUCUGAGAGCAGCAGGCUGUUUCUUUAGAGUGCUGUCAAGAGAAGCAAACUAUUUCACAUGUCUGUGUAAUUCUGACUAUGGUGCUCUUGGUAACACUGGGCAUCGUUAUUUCCCUUGCUGUGAGCACCAUUGAGAAGCCUGAGAACACCAACCACAAACCAGCUGCACCGCUUCUGAACUACAGCAGGAUCUCCCUGCCGCCGGAGCACGUACCCUACUUCUUCCACAAUAACAAGUGGUUUGCCCAUCAAUGCGGCCUGGAUGCACUGUGUCCUUUUAAAGAUGCACUGAAGGAUCUGUCUGUCUGCUGGGGAUAUGAGAAGAACUGUGACCCGGGGAAACGUUUCAGCCAUCCUGUUUGUACCAAAGCUGACUCAGGAUGGGCUAAAUCACUGGAUGCAGCCCGGGAUGUUUUCUGGAAGCAGGCUGAUUUUGGCUAUGUCAAAGAGCAUCUCUCUGAGCUCAAAACUCUCUGCAAGGCCCACAAACAUGAUGAUUCAUCAUUAAGUUGCAGUAAGCACACUAGAUUCUGUCGUGCAAUAAAUCUUUACCUCGACUUGCGGAAACCUCGUCGAAGUCAUGAAAGGUACAAAGAAAACUUCAUUCAGAUAGGUGAGGUUGGUGGACAUUGCAAACUGAACAAGCAAGGACUUGCUGCUGAAGGAGAUCAUAAAAGUCCUUUGCAGUCUUGGUAUGCUGAACUACAGACAUAUAUGGAAUUUAACUUCCAUCCCAUAAAAGAUGGACAUUGUGACAUCAUUGUCGAUAAACCUACUGUUUUCAUGAAACUUGAUGCUGGGGUGAACAUGUACCACCAUUUUUGUGACUUUCUCAACCUCUACAUCUCCCAGCACAUUAACAACUCCUUCAGUUCAGAUAUCAACAUCGUCAUGUGGGACACGAGCUUUUAUGGUUAUGGAGAUCUGUUCAGUGAAACAUGGAGGGCCUUUACAGAGCAUGACAUCAUCCACUUGAAGAGCUAUGAUUCAAAAAGAGUAUGUUUUCGAGAUUCCUUCUUCUCCCUUCUUCCCAGAAUGAGAUAUGGACUUUUUUACAAUACACCUCUUAUCUCAAAUUGCUACUCUGAAGGGAUGUUCAGGGCAUUCUCACAGCACGUCCUGCAUCGAUUGAACAUCCUACAAAACAAGCGAAAGGCGGGGCAGGUUCGUGUCACCCUUCUGGUACGCAGCACAGAAUACAGAAGGAUAAUAAACCAAGUGGAGCUUGUAAAUGCCCUCAAGACUGUGACACUGCUGGAAGUCACUGUGGUGGACUACAAAUACAAGGAUGUUCCCUUUCUGGAGCAACUGAGGAUCACACACAACUCUGACAUCUUUAUUGGAAUGCAUGGGGCUGGUCUCACACACCUCCUCUUCCUCCCUGACUGGGCUGUCAUUUUUGAGCUAUACAACUGUCAGGAUGAGAGCUGCUAUCGAGAUCUGGCUCGUCUGAGAGGCAUCCGAUAUGUGACCUGGCAGAAAACGGACAAAGUGGUCCCACAGGACAAGGGUCAUCAUCCCACCCUUGGGGACCAUCCCAAGUUCACCAACUACUCCUUUGAUGUGGGGGAGUUCAUGCGUAUUGUAUUGGAGGCAGCCGAUUAUGUCUCCCACCAUCCCAAAUGGCAGCGUGGCGUCAGUCAUGAUGAACUUUAGAGCAGCUGAGAGUCUGGGAUGGAGCUCAGACAUCUUGCCGUUGAGGAACUUCUUGAUCAUGGAAAAGAUUCUUCAUGUUGGCAGAGUAUUUUUUGUGUUUUUAAAAGUGACCUCAUUCAGUCGUGUAUCUCAGUCAUGCUGCUCUCUUUUAUAGUUCUGUAUGAGUGAAAGCAGUGUGGGGAGAAGUGGAGUUUGAAUAGAUUUAAAUAUCUCUAUUACUGUCAGACCAGUUAAAGGGCACGUGUUAAUGAAGCAGCUACAGAAUAAGAUGUCCUAUGUUUCUUCAUUACCUCCACUACAGCUACUUCAUUACAUGCCAUCAAACUUCGUAAAUGAGCAGCUGUUGCAUGAUUCCUUCACAUGUGACAUCUUGUCCAGUUUGAUCACUGUCACAUUGAUAACAGCCUCUUGAGGGCUGUUGACAAUCACACAAGAGUUUCUGAGUAAAAGCAGCAUACAGCCGGAUAUUGUGUGCAGCUUUUUCAUGCUUCAUUUGCACAUGGAGUCAUUUGCCAUAAAUGCUGUCAGCGAUGUAAAAUGCAUGAUUAAAGAGGCCAUAAGAAAUCACAAAAAUGAUGUUAUCAUAAUAUUUGAAAAAUUAAAGAUAUAUUAAUAUUACUGUUGUCAGUUAAAUUCACCUUUUAUCUAGUUGGUUAAUUUGUUCUUUUGGAAAUUAAAUUAAUUGUAUAAUACACACAUUGUCAAGUUCAUACCUGUGCUAAAGUGCAGAAAAAGAACAAUUGUACUCUGUUAAAGGCAAAUAAUUGGAAAUUGAAAAGUGAAUCAAAAAAUAUCAGUCGUAAAUCCACUGUCCACUGAAACAAAAUCAGGUAUGAUUUCAUCACACUUAUUAUUAACAAAAUAUACACAGUGUUGAUAGUUUCACUUGUUAGCUGAAUGUUGAAUUUAUAAGCAGCUUGUUACGUCUACUGUUACAUAUUUCUUUACACCUUCCUCCCACAGUUGUCACAUUUACUUUUAAAACGCAUAGUUUCUUUCUGAUUGCUUUUAAUUUUGAUGCUGGUUUUAGGAUAGGAAAUAUCUGUGAUAGAAUGGUCAGAUGGUGAAGGCUCUGCAACUAUCUGUUAAUGUUCUUAAAAAAUGUUGCGUCAUAUUAACUUUAUAUUUUACCAUGACUGUGCCUGAAAGGAAAAAGAAAAAUUGGCAUGCAAUAUGAUGAAAUUUACAGGACUAUUUUUAAUGAUAAGAAGAUCAUUUGUGUACCCUCUGGGUCCCCUGUGAGUUUAAUGUUUUAUUUAUCAAUGAAAUUGUGUUGAUCUCAGAAUCAGGCAAAAGUUUUGGUUAUGACUUUCCGUGACUCGCUGGAAAUUUCA
Cololabis saira (Pacific saury) is the source of this 3034-nucleotide messenger RNA. It is a transcript of the gene eogt, whose product is annotated as EGF domain-specific O-linked N-acetylglucosamine (GlcNAc) transferase. Gene Ontology annotation, molecular function: protein N-acetylglucosaminyltransferase activity. The coding region runs from base 123 to 1700 and encodes 525 amino acids. Lineage: Eukaryota; Metazoa; Chordata; Actinopteri; Beloniformes; Belonidae. The transcript is spliced from 16 exons. Gene Ontology annotation, cellular component: endoplasmic reticulum lumen. The record is from RefSeq and is a predicted model, not a curated record.